Molecule: messenger RNA, 1388 nt
Organism: Paramisgurnus dabryanus
Lineage: Eukaryota; Metazoa; Chordata; Actinopteri; Cypriniformes; Cobitidae
Source: RefSeq, a predicted model, not a curated record
AUCCGGACUGGCAGGACGCACUGCUCCAGGCUGCAAAAUCACAGUCGUUUUUCACGCAUAAGUUCUCCAAAACCGCACGAGAACAGAGAGGAUUUUAAUGUGACAAGUGAUGAAUCUGACAUGUUUGACGAGGGGCGGUGCAACACCACGGGGAUACUGGAGGAUCGUCGUCUUGACAGUGAACAUAUUUGAACGUGAUAGCCACGGAGCUCUUGCGAGACACGUGAAGGAUCCACAAGCGUGAUCGUGCACAUGGGGAGCGCGAUUCAUCGUGCGGAGAUCCGCGUAUUCGCGGACACUUUGGACACGUUUUUACUGAUUCUCUGCGGGCUAUACUUUGACUGUUAAUGCAUCUGUUUGUUUAAUUGCAUUAUUCAGUAAUUUCCAGCACAACAGGACUGACUCGGAUGAUGUUAAACUAACGGGAUUUUUAAAGCACCUCAUAGUGUCCACUACACGGACAUCUCCAUAUUCUCAGUCCGAUAUAGGAUGCGGCAGGGAUGAUCCCGGUACAGCGCGUCAAAGCUCAGCCUCAGCUGUGGCACAUGAGCGCGGAUGCUCCUCCGUGGCUCUGGAUGAUCCCGACCACCUCCGGACUGUGUCGGGUGACCGCGACUCCUCCGGUUCUCCUUUCCUCUCGACCUCCUCCGGUGAUGCACACGGUCCCGUUUCUGCCGGUGAUGCGCGCCGCCGCCACAGAACCCGCGAGCAUCAGUCAGUUCACCUUGCCCGGUGUUCAGUGGGAUUUGCCGUCCAGACCUUAUAUGUUGGGUUUCCAGCCCCCCACGGGUGUGGAUCUCCUUCCAGUGUUCCCGCAAGUGUACCGAACAGUCCUGCCUCCACACUAUGGCAAGAGAUGGGUGGAAAAACGUGUGCCUGACUACAAGUUUUAUCUAAACAACACUUUAGCCCUGGAGACCAACUGGAUUAAUCCAGAGGAAAUAGGAAUUUUCCAACGUCAAGAAAAGCCGGCGCUGCGGACAAAUCAAACAGCGUUGAGGAUAUGUAGGCCAGCCGCUGCCUCCAGGAAUAUCCACACACUGCUUUUGACACCCAGGCGCAUUUCAGGUUGUCCUGUGGCCAUCAAACGAGGAAGGUCUAAAGGAAUUACACUCGCAGCCAUGAUGGCGAUGGAAUCUGACUUGGCUCAGGGACCACAUGCAUCUUCUGCCCAUCCCCUCCGCCUGCUCUCACUAUCACCGCUCAAACUUCCCUUCCUGACAGCACCUCACACAGAGGCAAACCAGACGGCUUUGGACGAGACCCGGGAGAACAAGGAAGAAGGUUGUACGCAGGCGCAGGGACUUGGUGUUGUUGUGUGUCAGUGCUUCACAUUGCCACCUAGCCGCCUGGAGUGCAUACCAGAGCCGGCACCAGACCAUAACUAA